Molecule: messenger RNA, 904 nt
Organism: Haliotis rubra (blacklip abalone)
Lineage: Eukaryota; Metazoa; Mollusca; Gastropoda; Lepetellida; Haliotidae
Product: small nuclear ribonucleoprotein Sm D2
Exons: 3
Coding region: 139-498 (119 amino acids)
Biological process (GO): RNA splicing; spliceosomal snRNP assembly
Cellular component (GO): precatalytic spliceosome; U5 snRNP; U1 snRNP
Molecular function (GO): RNA binding
Source: RefSeq, a predicted model, not a curated record
ACUUUUUGGAACUCUUCUAUUCUGGAGAUGAAUUUUCCGACAAGGUCAUCACGCAUGCGCACUUCAUAAACGUAUUGGAAGCGUUUGGCGGCGAAUAGGAAAGUUUAGAGACAAUCGGUGUAAUCGAACUGUAUCAAGAUGUCGGCACUAAUGCAGAAACCGAAGAGUGAAAUGACACCAGAAGAGCUGUCUGCAAGAGAACAGGAAGAAUUCAAUACAGGACCUCUGUCAGUUCUGACACAGUCGGUAAAAAACAACACACAAGUCCUCAUCAAUUGUCGGAACAACAAGAAACUGCUUGCCAGGGUUAAAGCAUUUGACAGGCAUUGCAACAUGGUCUUGGAAAAUGUAAAGGAGAUGUGGACAGAGGUUCCCAAAACAGGCAAAGGGAAGAAGAAGUCAAAGCCAGUGAAUAAAGACAGAUACAUUUCAAAGAUGUUCUUAAGAGGAGAUUCUGUUAUUCUUGUGCUCAGAAAUCCUUUGGCAUCAGGAAAGUGAACAUUCAUGGAACUACCUUUUAUCAAUCCUUGGGGAAGUGUUCAAGUGAGGACUUAACAGAAAUACAACUGAAGAUAUUGCAAGGGCUUUGUAUGUCUGUUUUGCACAUGUUGUAAGCUUGUUUUGUUUCUGUGGAAUCAAGUUUGCCUAAUUAAUCAAUGUUUCAGUUUUAUCUUAUUUCAUCACAGCUGUAACAGUCAGGUAUGUGUUUUGAUAAAAGAUCAACAUACUAACAUAUUAAAGAAAUGAGGCACAUCAAAUGCAUUCAUACCUUUUUUGAUAAGUACUUCAAUUGAGAAUAUCAUCAGCAUAUAUUUUCAGAUUCCACAUUAUUCACGUCAUUGUCAGUAUUUAGUCUCUUUUGAUGUAACAUUUUGUUUUUGUAAAUAAAACAUCAUACAUUAAA